UCCGUUCCAACAUUUCGCAGGAGUUUUUGUAACAUACCGUUAUUCACGACUGGUCGUGCUACUCUUUGAUAGCGCUUGCCUAAGGCCAACCUCUAUGUCCUCGUCAAGUGGUGCGACGGUGUCGACCACCGCGUUUCUUACUGAUCCCACUACCCCCGCAUUCUCAGACGAUCUUGAAUGGAUCACGGCAUAUCUUACAAUUCAUUCCCUAAGUGUCCCUAGUCGACGCUAUUCCUUUUUUCUCUGGAUUGUCGUUGUUUUCUUUUUUCUUGCCUUCGCCGUCCUUCACUGGACCGGUUCAAGGGGCGGUUUUCUUGGAACGCACUGGACAAAAUGGUCCCUCCGUCGACGAACUUGGAGAAAGAAGCACAACCUGGCACUUGCUCUCAAAAGGAAUGAUCCUCGCCGCCAACCCAGUCCUUUGCCUUCCAAUGCUCAACUUCUUUGCUUGACAUUGCUCUUGGGAGGUUCCCUAGCACUUACCUUUAUCGGCCCGGACUAUAUUGCGCCAACUCUCAAAGUCUGGCAAAUUCGCCGAGACAUUGUCCUCACUGAGUCGCAGCGUCGGAAUUUUAUUCCUGACACCACUCCCUAUUUGCCACUUCAACCACAAUAUACCAUCAGUAAAGCAUGGUGGACCUCAUCUGCGCGCGCAGGGCAAAUCGCGUUCGCUCUAUUUCCUCUUUGCGUGCUUUUCGCUCUCAAAGCUCCCCCUUUCGCAAUCUUCGCCAUUCCUUUCAUGAUACAGUUCUUCUUCGACAAACUCGCCUGGCUUCAUCGCUGGACAGGCAGGCUAAUAUGGUUUCUCACAUCAAUUCAUGUCACCUUCUGGAGCGUCCAACUCGUUCGAGAUCAUAAACCCAGUACCGGUCGCAUUGCAUACGUGUACGCUUUCUCCUAUAUGCCAUUUAUCUUUGGCUGGAUCGCGUUUGCAUUGCUGACAUUCAUAAUUGCUCUAUCGGUGCACCCCAUUCGGAGGAGUUUCUAUGAAGCCUUCUAUUUCUUACAUAUUUUACUUGUCCCACUCGCGCUCGUCUCUGCUGCAUUCCAUCAUCCCACACUCUGGUGGUGGUGUUGGGGUACUCUCGCAAUUUGGGCUGGUGAACGCAUCUGGCGAUGGACUUGGUGGUUUGCCACCAACCCCUCCAUUCUAGGUAUCUGUUCAUCACGAAAGCGCCCGCACUCUACAAUACAUUCCUCUGACACCUGGGAGAUGGAACAUCUUCGCCGCCAGACACUGCGCACACACACCGAUUCACAAUCCCCCAGCCCUUUGAGCCCAUAUUAUCAGUCCGACAAACAAUCAGUAAGGUCACUCACUCGUCCUUUAUCCGCGCGAUUCUCUCCCGAGGGGGACCCUGCUAGGUCUCCAGUACACUCCCCCUCCCCAUAUAUCCCCCCUCCAGGGUAUGUCCACGCUGAACUCCUCUCGGGGCAUACAGUGCGAUUGCGUCUUAUAACUCCUGGAUUUCUACCGUGGGCUCCGGGUCAACAUUUCCUCAUCAGAAUCCCUAGCGUGUCCCGAUUCACUACCCAUCCUUUCACCUGCGCCUCUGUAUGUGACUACGAAUCACCGACAGACGAGGGCCGUUUGAUCGUCAUGCUCAUCCGUGCAAGAAACGGCUGGACGCAAGAUUUAUGGAAUUUAGUGUCACGCAUGACCGCUGAGAUGUCACCCGGUGACACCCCAUUCCCUGCCGCAGAUAAUCUUCCUAAGCAAGGUGUCCUGUUGAAAGCAUACGUGGAUGGACCUUUCGGGAGCUCGAUUCGUGCCCGUUGGGGCAAUCACUCAACGGUCCUGAUCAUCGUUGGUGGCUCGGGUGUGAGCUUCGGCUUGUCUGUGCUGCAGUACAUUUGCAUGUGCCUUUCUGGCCGGGACGGGAGGAAUCUCGGCGGCCGUCCCGGAGGUUGGGGGAAGAAAUCAUUCCAGACCCAACGAGUGCGCUUCGUGUGGCUUAUCCGCGACUACUCUCACAUACAGUGGUGCGCUUCUGUUCUUCACCGAUGUCUUUCCUUGGUACCGUCGUCUGCAUUGCAGAUUGACAUCUUUGUUACCAACUUUAAACCCAUCGCCAUGAAGGAAUCCGAUCUGCCUCCUUUGCAGGUUCCCCAGCGUCCACUCUUUGCUUCCGAACCUGUCCAGGUUGAGGACCUGCAGCCUCCUCACCCAUCCUUUGCACGUGGUGGUCGAUCAUACCUCCGCUCUGAUUCUAACGACUCCAUCGAAAGCCAGGAGAGUGAUGUUGACCUGGGAUACUACGCUGGAGAAUCCGAAUCCGAGGACCCAAUACCGCCAGAGGAUGUGGGUUUAGCACACGAGUCUCACAUACUCGAGUUGACGAACUUCGACGGAGACAAUGAUACUGCUAUGCCGGGGGAACGCAGUCUGUCCCGCAAGGUGAAGAAGGAAGGCAAGAUGCGGCGAGCCCAGUCGCGUAAUUUCGCCAAUGCACUUGCUGCAAAGAAGGAGUUGGAUGAGAGAACGGUGCGAUUACUGGACCCUACCGGUCGUCCUAGCAGUUUGGGGCAGGCUGCAAAUGGAAUGUCUGGUAUCUCUGCCGUCGCAGGACGUUCUACGGACAGACUAAUCCCGAUAUCUACCACUCCGGACAAUAGGUGGUCUGAGAUAUCAGGGGACACGAGUUUCGCUUCGCCCAUCUCAAUGUAUGGUGAUUCGCCGACACGCGGUCGGCAGUCAACGUACCCUGAGUCUCCUUUCUCCAGUAGUCGACCUCCUCCAGUGAGUCGUGGAGCGUCGGCAGCUUCUAUCUAUUCCACCAAUAGCUGGGAUUGCAAAUCAGAAGCUGGUAGUUCCCGCGGUUUGUUAUCAUCCUCCGCACCCGAUGGCCCGCUCGAUUCGAUCCAGUUUGACAUCACCGAGGAAGAGGCGCAGGAUAUCAAUAUUGUUGCAGAGCUUGCACGACCUGGUAAACCCAAGCUCGACAGGAUCCUUGCAGAUGAAGUCGAGCAGUCGAAAGGCUCUGUGAUUGUUGCUUGCUGCGGUCCCACCUCGCUUAAUGCGAUGGUGCGCAAAAUCAUUGCCGCGCAAAUCGACCCUGCGCGGGUGUGGCGAGGCGAUAUGCGCGGGUCGAUAACACUUGUAUCGGAAGAAUUUGAAUAUUGACCUUGACAUUGACUGUAACAUUUUGCUGCACUUUGCAUUGGAUCAUAUUUUUUAUUACAACGCGUCUUGCAUUUUCCCCACCGCAAUAUUUUAUUGCCCUUUGCAUUGGACCAUAUUUUUAUUACCACGUAUCUUACAUUUUCCUCGUACAUUUGCAUCUC
Messenger RNA from Suillus paluster, 3285 nucleotides. RefSeq lists its product as uncharacterized. Gene Ontology annotation, molecular function: ferric-chelate reductase activity. Gene Ontology annotation, biological process: intracellular iron ion homeostasis; copper ion import; iron ion transport. The record is from RefSeq and is a predicted model, not a curated record. Lineage: Eukaryota; Fungi; Basidiomycota; Agaricomycetes; Boletales; Suillaceae. The transcript is spliced from 4 exons. Bases 95 to 3124 code for a protein of 1009 amino acids. Gene Ontology annotation, cellular component: plasma membrane.